CCCCGCCUCUCUGAAGUCAGGAAGCCGGUUUGCUGUCCCAGCGGGACAGGGGAAGAGAGGCAGGGAGAAAUUCCACCUUGCGGGGGCCCAAGUCCUUCUUCCUUGCGCCCGCUCGUCGCUCCGCAAUUUGAGCGAAGAUGGUGGGCCUGACAGCCUCAGACGUGCCCCCGACCAUGGCGGUCAAGAUCGUCUCUGCUGGCGUGGCGGCCUGUGUGGCGGAUGUGAUCACCUUCCCGCUGGACACGGCCAAAGUCCGGCUACAGAUCCAAGGCGAAUGCCAGACCUCCAGCACCAUUAAGUACAGAGGUGUCCUGGGAACAAUCACCACUCUGGCAAAAACAGAAGGGCCGAUGAAACUCUAUAGUGGGCUGCCUGCUGGCCUCCAGAGACAAAUAAGCUUUGCCUCUCUUAGGAUCGGCCUCUAUGACACCGUCCAGGAGUUCUUCAGCGCAGGGAAAGAAACAACAGCUGGUUUAGGAAGCAAGAUCUCAGCUGGUCUAACGACUGGAGGAGUAGCAGUAUUCAUAGGGCAACCCACAGAGGUCGUGAAGGUCAGACUUCAAGCACAGAGCCAUCUGCAUGGUCUCAAACCCCGAUACACCGGGACUUACAACGCUUACAGAAUUAUAGCAACAACGGAAGGCCUGACAGGCCUUUGGAAAGGGACUACUCCCAAUCUGACGAGAAAUGUCAUCAUCAAUUGUACAGAGAUAGUUACAUAUGAUCUAAUGAAGGAGGCCCUCGUGAAAAACAAACUACUAGCAGAUGACCUACCCUGCCACUUUGUGUCAGCUCUCAUCGCCGGAUUUUGCACAACUGUUCUGUCCUCUCCAGUGGAUGUGGUAAAAACCAGAUUUGUUAAUUCUCCACCAGGACAGUACACAAGUGUGCCCAACUGUGCAAUUACAAUGCUCACUAAAGAAGGACCACUGGCUUUUUUCAAAGGAUUUGUACCUUCCUUCUUGCGACUCGGAUCCUGGAACGUCAUUAUGUUUGUGUGCUUUGAACAGCUGAAGCGGGAACUGAUGAAGUCAAGGCAGACCAUGGACUGUGCCACAUAAUCGUCUUCAGGAAAAGGAUGUAACACAAUGGUGGGAAUCUGUGCUGACUGACCAGAUAAUUAAAAUCCAAAACAAACAGAACAUACUCAUUUCACCCUAAAAAGAUAGAGGAAUACUAAUUGAGUUUUGGACUUUUUAAAGAAAAAAUUGUAUUUAUUUCUUGUGACUUUUAUUCUCAGUGUUUUAAGAGGGAG
Molecule: messenger RNA, 1255 nt
Organism: Acinonyx jubatus (cheetah)
Lineage: Eukaryota; Metazoa; Chordata; Mammalia; Carnivora; Felidae
Gene: UCP1
Product: uncoupling protein 1
Exons: 6
Coding region: 138-1061 (307 amino acids)
Biological process (GO): mitochondrial transport; response to cold; adaptive thermogenesis
Cellular component (GO): mitochondrial membrane
Molecular function (GO): oxidative phosphorylation uncoupler activity
Source: RefSeq, a predicted model, not a curated record